Molecule: messenger RNA, 2168 nt
Organism: Odobenus rosmarus divergens (Pacific walrus)
Lineage: Eukaryota; Metazoa; Chordata; Mammalia; Carnivora; Odobenidae
Gene: SLC18B1
Product: solute carrier family 18, subfamily B, member 1
Exons: 14
Coding region: 138-1508 (456 amino acids)
Biological process (GO): transmembrane transport
Molecular function (GO): transmembrane transporter activity
Source: RefSeq, a predicted model, not a curated record
CCGCGGAGAUUCGACAAUGCCAGGGUCAGGCUGAGCAGGCGCAGCCAGCUCGUGGGCUCCUGCGAGGUCGAGUCCGAGGGCGCGGGCUUGGACCCCGGAGCCGCGGCGUGAGAGUCCGCGCACCGCGCAUCGCGCGCAUGGAGGCGCCGGGGGACCAAGAGGGCCCACGCCUCCCCAGAGGUGAUGACCCUCCAGGAAAUGCAAGAGAGACACCCAGACAGCUUUCAAGAGAACAGCUCUUUGUACUGAUUUCAGCAGCUUCCAUUAACUUGGGUUCUAUGAUGUGCUAUUCUAUCCUUGGACCCUUUUUCCCCAAGGAGGCUGAAAAGAAAGGAGUCAGCAAUACAGUUACGGGUAUGAUCUUUGGAUGUUACGCUUUGUUUGACUUGCUGGCAUCUUUGGUAUUUGGAAAAUAUCUUGUACAAAUUGGAGCAAAAUUUAUGUUUGUAGCAGGAAUGUUUGUCUCAGGAGGAGUUACAAUUCUCUUUGGUGUAUUGGAUCAAGUUCCAGAAGGACCGAUAUUUAUUGCUAUGUGUUUUCUAGUGAGAGUGGCAGAUGCAGUCAGCUUUGCGGCGGCAAUAACUGCUUCUUUUUCCAUUCUUGUAAAGGCUUUUCCAAAUAAUGUGGCUACGGUGUUGGGAAGUCUUGAGAUUUUUUCUGGACUGGGACUAGUGUUAGGGCCUCCUUUAGGUGGCUUCUUGUAUCAAUCCUUUGGCUAUGAGGUGCCUUUUAUUUUUCUGGGAUGCAUAGUUCUGCUGAUGGUACCACUCAACGUGUACAUUUUACCUAAUUAUGACUCUGAUCCAGGCGAACACUCAUUCUGGAAACUCAUCACUUUACCCAAGGUCGCUCUCAUAGCCUUCGUCAUCAACUCGCUCAGCUCAUGUUUUGGCUUCCUUGAUCCUACUCUGUCUCUCUUUGUCCUGGAGAAGUUUAAUUUACCAGCUGGAUAUGUGGGACUGGUAUUCCUGGGUUUGGCACUAUCCUAUGCCAUUUCUUCACCAUUGUUUGGACUACUGAGUGAUAAAAUACCACAUCUAAGGAAAUGGUUUCUGGUUUGGGGAAACAUAAUCACGGCAGGAUGCUACAUGCUCUUAGGACCUAUCCCAGUCUUGCACAUUAAAAGUCAGCUCUGGCUGCUGGUGCUAAUAUUAGUCCUGAACGGCAUCUCUGCAGGAAUGAGUAUAAUUCCAACUAUCCCGGAAAUCCUCAGUUGUGCGUACGAAAAUGGCUUUGAGGAGGGAUUAAGCACCUUGGGACUCGUGUCAGGUCUCUUCAGUGCAAUGUGGUCAGUUGGUGCUUUUAUAGGACCAACACUGGGUGGGUUCCUGUAUGAGAAAAUUGGUUUUGAAUGGGCAGCUGCUGUCCAAGGCCUUUGGGCUCUAACAAGUGGACUAACGAUGGGCUUGUUUUAUCUGUGGGAGCACUCACGGAGAAGAAGAUCUAAACUCCAAAAUAUCGUGGGCACAGAGGAGGAACGGACUGCCCUCUUACCUGAUGAAAUCUAGGCUUAAGAAUCCUGGAUCGAUACACAUUGGGAGAAGGAUGCUCCUGGCCUUGAACAUCAAAGUUAAAAGGGUUUUCUUAAUAUUACACACAAAACUCCAUGGACUCUAUACCAGUCUCAAUGCAUUUUUGGAUUAUCCUGUGUUGGGCUGUCCUGAAAAGCUGGCAGGCUAAACCAGCCAUAUUUGUAACAUUAAGUAUGAGAAGAGCAGUUGAAAAUCAGCAAAAGUUUGUGUUUUGAGGUGAUCAAAUUUGCCAUUGAAGAGGUUAUUGACUCUCGAUCUCCUGUUUUCUCUGUUUACUUGUUAAGUGCACUAAUUCUGUGAAUGUACCUCUUCUUUAUUAACAGGGAAAUAAAUGAAUUAGUUUGAUAUGCUUAAAAGUAAUAUAAAGAUUACUCAAAAUGUAUAGAAUAAUUACUGUGAAAUCAGUUUUUAAAAGACAUGCUUUCUUUGUGUCCUAAGAUUUUUGUUCUUGUUCAAAAGGCAAAAUUCCUGCCUCCCAUGCAAAAACUCUAUAAAAUUCCCAGGCCCUCAGCUUCUCUAGAAGUUUUGUUUUUGUGAGAGGUAUAAGAAUAACAUUACUUCAGACUCCCCUUUUUGUAACAUACUUUGAAUUAGGAUCUGGAUUUAUAAACAAUGCUUAGUUAACAUUAUCCAUUU